Messenger RNA from Acipenser ruthenus (sterlet), 1491 nucleotides. RefSeq names its product putative methyltransferase DDB_G0268948. The record is from RefSeq and is a predicted model, not a curated record. Gene Ontology annotation, molecular function: S-adenosylmethionine-dependent methyltransferase activity. The coding region runs from base 407 to 1222 and encodes 271 amino acids. NCBI's taxonomy places the organism in Eukaryota, Metazoa, Chordata, Actinopteri, Acipenseriformes, Acipenseridae. The transcript has 7 exons.
UUUGAGGCGUGUGAGUGAGAGAGGUUUUUUUUCAAAUAGUAUUAUCCAAACGAUAUAUUUUAUACUGCUGUUAGUAUUCCUUACGAAUCCAAUAUAUCUAAGUAAACUGAAUUUUUGCUGUAGAUAGUACCACCUGUUUCUCUCAAGAAAAAAAAAAAGUAUAAUUCCCAAUUAUAGAAUUCAUUUUUACGAAACAAAACAUUUAAAUAAUUAUAUUGCUGGCGCCUGGAGGUGAGACUGAUUCCCAGAUAUUACUUGGGCUGACCGGGAGAAAGCCUCGCGUACCUGCUCUGGCAAAGUUGGAAAAGAAGAUUUAGAAACUGCAUUCGAUCGGCUGGAGAAAGGAAAAGACCUCUGUUUGCUUGUUGGCUGGUCUCACUUUGUCUAACAACGACAGUGAGGAGAGAUGUCUUUCCGGCUAUUCGAAGGGAAGGAGCACGCCGACAUCUAUCAGAAGUACCGCUUUGAUCCCCCUGAUGAAGUCAAGAGUAUAAUCCUUAGUUAUCUGGAUAAAAAAAAAGGCAAGCCUCAUGUCCUGGCUGUGGAUCUGGGCUGUGGGACGGGUCAGAACACCCGAGUUUUAGCCCCUCAUUUCCAGGAGGUGGUGGGGAUUGACGUCAGCGAGGCCCAGUUAGCAGUGGCGAGGAGAGUGCCCGGAUCCCCAAAUAUCACUUACCGGGCCAGUCCCGCGGAGGACCUCCCGUUCGAGGACGGCUCAGUGGAUCUGGUCACGGCUGCCUCGGCGGCUCACUGGUUCAAUGCCGACGCCUUUCUGAAGGAGGCUGAGAGAGUCCUGAAGCCCAGGGGCUGCAUUGCCCUGCUGGGCUACUCCACAACCACUUGUGAGCUCCACUGUAAUAACGGCACUGGUGACCUGACUGAAGUCCUCACUGAGGUGUGGGAUUGCCUGAUGCCUUAUGGAAAUAAGCAGGUGGAAGUUUCAAACUCAAUGUUGCAGGAGAUAUUAGAGGCCAUCAGAUUCCCAGAGAAGGAAAGGGUUGAAAAUAUAGCUGUAAAGACUCGUCUAUCAGUGUGUGAUUUUCUCGGUUAUGUUCAGUCCUUCUCCAUGUACCAGGCCUACUCAAAGGCAGACCCGGAAGCUGCAAAGACCAUGAUACAAAGAAUCCAACAGAGGUUUCUGGAGAUGGGCGUCUCCUCUGCUGAGAAGGAGCUGGAAAUCUGGCAGAAAUAUUUCUGUGUGUUGGCGUCCAAGCCUGAGUGAGAUCCGGAAUUACUGCGACAGAGCUGGGAUCUCAUGAACGAGGGGGAAUAAUAUGUACUUGACUUCCAGAUACAACAAAUUAGUAUUUGAAAAUCGUGCCCUAAAUUAACGUGGGUAUUUAAUGUGCUUUUCUGUUGUGCUAAUACAUGUUGAAUCGUGCUACUCUUCAUUGGAGUUUGUAUUUCAUUUUACUCUUGUAACUGCCUCCCUGAGUGAUUGUACGCACCAUAGUACUCCUGUGAACAACAUUAAAAUGCGAUGUAAUAAUA